Molecule: messenger RNA, 1112 nt
Organism: Beta vulgaris subsp. vulgaris (sugar beet)
Lineage: Eukaryota; Viridiplantae; Streptophyta; Magnoliopsida; Caryophyllales; Amaranthaceae
Product: anthocyanidin reductase ((2S)-flavan-3-ol-forming)
Exons: 6
Coding region: 78-1112 (344 amino acids)
Molecular function (GO): oxidoreductase activity, acting on the CH-OH group of donors, NAD or NADP as acceptor
Source: RefSeq, a predicted model, not a curated record
UACUACUAAAAAGGAACCCCUAUAAUUUAUAUAAUUUACAAGUAUCAUAUUACAUCUAGCAAAAACAUUAUACAAUAAUGGCUGGAGUAGUCCAACAGUAUGAUAAUCAGGAGAUCAAGACUAAGAAAGCCUGCAUCAUAGGGGGUACAGGAUUUUUGGCAUCCCAACUUGUCAAAUUAUUAUUGAGCAAGGAUGUUUCUGUCAAUACCACUGUUAGAGACCUUGGUGAUGAAAAAAAGAUUUCACACCUCUUAGCACUUCAAGAUCUUGGGGACUUGAAAUUUUUUCAAGCAAAUUUAACUGAUGAAGGAAGCUUUGAUGCCGCAGUACAAGGUUGUGACGUUGUUUUCCUAGUCGCCACUCCUGUCAACUUUGCGUCUCAAGAUCCAGAGAAUGAUAUGAUUAAGCCCGCGGUAUUUGGAGUAAGGAAUGUCUUGACAGCCUGCGUGAAGGCAAAGACAGUGAAACGCGUUGUUCUGACUUCAUCUGCAGCUGCUGUAUCGAUCAAGAAUAUAACUGAAGAAGGUCUUGUGAUAACUGAAGAAGAUUGGACUGAUGUUGAUUUCCUCUACUCCCAAAAACCAUCAAUUUGGGGUUACCCUGUUUCUAAGACCCUAGCUGAAAGAGAAGCCUGGAAAUUUGCAAAAGAAAACAACCUUAAUCUUGUUACUGUAAUACCACCUUUGAUUGCUGGUCCUUCCUUGACUCCUGAUGUCCCCGGCAGCAUUGGUCUUGCUACAUGCUUAUUAACAGGAGAUGAGCCCCUAAUAAACAACUUGAAGGGUAUGGAAUUGGGGUCAGGUUCGAUCUCGAUUACACAUGUAGAGGAUGUUUGUCGCGCACACAUUUUUCUAGCAGAGAAAGAAUCAGCUUCAGGGCGUUAUAUUUGCAGCGCGGUUAACACUUGUGUUCUUGAUCUCGCGAAGUUUCUAAGCAACAAAUACCCUCAGUACAAUGUUCCUACAGAUUUUGGAGAAUUCCCUUCAAAGGCCAAAUCAGUAUUAUCAUCAGAGAAACUCGUUAAUGAGGGAUUCAAGUUCAAGUAUGGGCUUGAACAGAUUUAUGACUCCACAAUAGAGUAUCUGAAGAGCAAUGAUCUAUUGAAGGAUUGA